Messenger RNA from Glossina fuscipes, 5581 nucleotides. RefSeq lists its product as uncharacterized. The transcript is spliced from 7 exons. Gene Ontology annotation, cellular component: endoplasmic reticulum membrane; junctional membrane complex; plasma membrane. The record is from RefSeq and is a predicted model, not a curated record. NCBI's taxonomy places the organism in Eukaryota, Metazoa, Arthropoda, Insecta, Diptera, Glossinidae. Bases 2176 to 5274 code for a protein of 1032 amino acids.
AUAGAAUUCGGUAUUUUUGUAAAUCGUUUAAUAAAACAAUGUCUACCCUUAGGAUAAAUUAUGUAAUCCUUAUGGAUUCAUGGAUGUGUAUAAGAAUUUGAGUUAUAGAAAGACCGGUCAGGAGAAUUGCGGCUGCGAAUAUUUUAACUAUCUCGGUAAAUAUAGACGCGAAAAAUUCGAGAGUCUGGACGUGUAGGAAUCAGUGUCAUUACCGUUUUGUAAAUCUGAUUUCUUGUGGGUCUUUUUCAUAGCUUUCACUAUGCAUGCCUUUGAAAUUCAUUUGGAAAAGUUUGAGCGGAAGUUAUGAUUUCUUUCUUCAUUUCUGCGACAAAUAGAUCUUCGAUAAGAAAAGACAGUGAACGGGGCCUGUUUGACGUAACCAAGAAAUAAUUCUUGAUCUUUGCUUUUAGGAAUUGGCAUUUGAAUCCUCCAUUGUCUUUAACGCUAUCUUUAAUCCCUUUGCUAAACAAGAGAGAGUAGUUUUAUCCUAGGCAUUCUUUUCUUAUUUAAGUUAAUAAAUGAUUAAAUAUUGACAAUCUAAAUAUUAUUGAUAAUUUAAUCUCACUAUCAAAUGCUAUCAUAUCAACUCUCAUUAACAUCCAACUCUUGUGUAUUCGCAAAUUAAACUAAAUGCGUUCGUUACUAUCGUUUGCCAAGCUUUUCCGAAUUUGCAUCGUUUUAGGGGGUCACUCUCAACUCGGGCAUAUACAAAAGUUCCUCUGUGCAAGUGCAAGUGCAAGUGUGCCUCUGUGCUACACGUGCCUCUGUGCUACACAUGCUUUCCUCUUUUUCCUCUUAUUUGUUUAUUUACACAUGGAUUUUGUUCUUUUUAUUUUUGCUUUAUUUUCUCUACCUUAUAGAAGCGAAGUCCUAUUGUGUGGCAUACGUUCUAUCAUUAAGAGUCCACUUAAUUCGGUUAUUAUUUUAUUGCAAUUGAAUAUCUUUUGUAAUUAAAUAAAUAAAUAAACAACAAAAAUAUAUAUUCGAUGAGGAGUGAGUUUAAUAGCCCUCACACGAGCCAAGCAUUCUGUUCGAAACUUACGUAAAGCUUGACAUAUUGAGUUUUAUAUAUUUUCUUCAAACCACUUGAUCUAUGAAGUAGACCUCUUUACACUAAUAUUCGUUACAAUUUGCAUGACAAACCGGAUCGGUGACAAUCACGACUGCCAACCUUUUAUGUAGAAUCAAUUUUGGACCAGUGCUGCGUCGAACGGGAUGAUUACAUUCAGCUUUCGAAAAACGUUUUCUUGACCGACCACCGCAGGAACUCGCAUAUUGACCUGUUGCGAAAGCAAUUGACCAAGGGAUAUUACUAUUAAUUGUAGAUCCAUGCAUACACACACUUUUUUAUGCAAGUUCUUCUGUAGAAGUAGAGCGCAAGUCUUAUAUAUUCUAAGGAUUUGCCUGAGUCCUCCUUUAUUAGUUUAUUUAAUAAUUUUAUCUAUGUAUGUAUCUAUCACAUAUAAUUCCUCUUGUCUUUAUCUCUGUCUCAUAGUUCCAAUCGGCAAUUUAUAGAAAUAAUGAACAAUAACAGCAACAGCGAAGCAAAAUAAUAGUCAGUGCUAUUUGUGGUUUCGUACGUGUGUGUGUGUGUGCGCGCAAUAUCAACGCUUUCGAGUUUCAAUGAAAACUUGAAAAAUAAAAAAAAAAACGAAAAUAAAACUAGCUAUGUAUGUAUGUUUAUAAUAAAGACAGAAAAAAGUUUUACGUGCGCAUAAAUUCAUACAGAAUAACAUAAAACAAAUUUUACCACAGCUUUAAUAAAAAACAAAAAUCGACCAAUAAAUAAAAAGGAAAUCAGAAAUCGCAGACAAGUGAAAACAAACAUCCCGGUGCUCGCCUAAUAUCAUAUAUACCCCAAAAAAAAAAACACACACACACACGCACACGCACACACACACACAUACACACACACGCGCGCGCGAACGCAAAGGCACAUCCAGUUGAAAUGCUUCAUACUAACGAGAAAUGAAAACAAUAACAAUUUUGUAUAAACCGACGAGAAUCUAUCGAAAACCGAAAAAAUAAAAGUUUAACAAACGGAUCAGUUUGAGUUGUGAUAAACUAGCUGACAGCGCAUAUAGAUAAUAGCAAUAAUAAUAGAAGGCAGAAAAAAAAUUUAAAAAAUUGAAAAGUAUCCGAAAAGCGAUUGCAAAUUAAAAGGCUGCUUAAGCCAUGCAGCAUCAAGCUGAGCAGCAGCAACAGCUAUUUCAACAAAACGGUACGAUAGGUACCGGUGAAGGAGCUUCAAAUCCUCAAAUUGGUGGCAGCGGUGGUGGCGGCGGUGGCGGUGCGGCAGCAGGGGGUAAGAGAUCUCAUGUAAGCGGUGGUAGAUUUGAUUUUGAAGACGGCGGCACUUAUUGCGGCGGCUGGGAUGAGGGCAAAGCACAUGGUCACGGUGUAUGCACAGGUCCUAAACAUCAGGGUGCUUAUGCGGGGGCUUGGAAUUACGGUUUUGAAGUCUCCGGGUCAUAUAUAUGGCCAAGCGGUUCUCAUUACGAGGGCCAGUGGCAGAACGGGCGUCGUCAUGGUUUGGGUGUUGAACAGAUAGGACGUCAAAUAUAUCGUGGCGAAUGGUCGAAGGAUGGCCAUAAGGGUCGCUAUGGUGUGCGUGAGAGCACCGUGUCAACAGCACGCUACGAGGGUACCUGGAAUCUAGGCUAUCAAGAUGGUUAUGGCUGUGAAACAUACGCCGACGGAGGUAAAUACCAAGGGCAAUGGCAAGAGGGUAAACGUCACGGUUAUGGUAUGCGCACAUCGGCUCCCUUUGGCCUCGCCUCCCACCACCGCCGCAAAGACAUACAUGCGUCGUUGAGUUCAUUGCGUAGCAAUGAAAAUGCAGCCAACGCGGCGAAAAAUAAUGCCCGCACCGAGGAGAUUCGUGGUGGAUUUGUGCUUACCGCUCGUUCGGAUAAAGCGCCUGCAAGACGAAACAGCUUGUCGGAAAAAUCGAAAAAGGGAUUUCUAUCGGGCUUAAAAAUGCGUAAGCAGCGAAGCACUAGUGAUUUGGAGAAACGUGGCACCCUAGCUUCUGGCAGUAUACGCUCGACAAUGUCAACAGCAUCUUGGCUAAGUACAGGUUCAGAGCAAUCAAAUUUAACGGCAAAGUCUGCACAUACCGAAUCCAAUGCUAGCUUCACCAUGGAGGACGAGCAGCUGGAUCCGACGGUUGUAGAGACGUAUAUGGGCGAAUGGAAGAAGGAUAAACGUUGCGGUUUCGGAGUGGCUGAACGGACUGACGGUCUAAAAUACGAGGGUGAGUGGUAUAACAAUAAGAAACACGGUUACGGUAUAACCACAUUUAGAGAUGGCUCCUUUGAGGAGGGAAAAUACAAGAACAACAUUCUAAUCACUAGUCAAAAGAAAAAACACUUGUUUAUUGCUCGGUCACGCAAGUUCCGGGAACGCAUUACUGCUUCAGUGGCUUCGGCGCAGCGCGCUUUAAAAAUGGCUAUGCAACGUUCCGAUAUUGCGAUUUCGCGAACUGCCACUGCAAGUGCCAAGGCCCAAAGUGCUGAUAUUGCCGCUGAACAAGCUCGGAUUGAUUGCGAGAUAGCUGUGCAAAUGGCUCGCGAAUUCGCUCCCGAUUUUAAGCCUACUGUUCUCGAGCGUUUUGAAAAAUUACGUUACCGGGAAAGAUAUAAAGCUCCACCUGCCGGUGCCUCGCAAUUUUCACCAGGUAGUACCGCUGCAGACGGCGUUGCCAGCAAUACAGCGGGUCCGCAGCGUUCGAAUGCAUUUCAACAGAAUCGGCAAGCCACGCAAGCCCAGCAAAACGCUGAAUUUCCCGUUCCGAGUUCCAUGUAUUCGCAACAGUUACCAGUGACGCCGCAAACGGAUUUAUCGGGUUUAGUGAGCCCAGCGCAAUCGAGUGCGAUUACUACCAUCAAUCAAAUGUACCAGCAGCAAUAUCAACAGCAACUGCAGCAAAACAAUCCCCAAAUGAAUCCCGCAUAUCAAUACCAGCUGCAACAACCGCCUGGCCUUGCAAAGGCAAACGCAAAUUAUAUCCCAAGUAAUCUAAGUAGCAGCGGUAGUCCGAUGAAAAAUCAAAUACAAACGGAUAAUGCAAACUUUCAGAACGCUGAGGCAACUCAUACAGUAAAUAGCUUGACGCAGCAGCAGAUUUUGCAACAGCAACAACAAUUACAUCAACAACAGUUGCAACAGCAACAACAGUUGCAAUUACAACAGCAACAGCAAAUUUUACAGCAACAACAUCUUCAACAACAAAGGCAGCAAUUGCAGCAGCAACAACAGCAGCAACAACAACAGCAAAUGCUACAACAGCGACAGCAACACUUGAUGCACCAACAACAGAGUACUGUCGAUUCUCCAAGUCAUGGCGCCAGCCAACUUAGACGACCCUCGCAAAUACAAUACCAGCAGCAGCAGCAAGCACAACAACUUCAACAACAGCCAGAUAAUAGUGCAAUGGCCGCCAGUCGACAAGGUAAAACGCCUAUGCUGGGCCAAACCGAUCAACAGUCAUCAAUCGAUCACUUUGAUCAUUACAAGCGACCUCCAAGCCGCGAUUCGUCGAUAGAUCGUUAUGCCCGGGCGGCUAGUCGUUUGAGUGGCGGCUUCGGAUCUCGACAGGCGUCAAUUGAUCGCGGAACCGCCAAUGAAAGUGGCACACCUGAACAGCGGCCACGAACCGGUUCAGUAUUUCGUGGUACAACACCAGCACCGUCCGGUGGUAAUACACCCACGCAGGGAAAUGGUUCCGUUCCAACGGGAACUGGCCGAAUGUCUCGUGCUCCUACGCCGAGUCUAAAUGCCGCGAAUUCCACAACCACAGAAUCGCUUUACUCAAAGCAAAACCAACCAUUCGAAGAUGUACUCCUGCGCCAGCGAACGCUCGGACAGGAUAUCAUUCCCUCACCCUCGCAGCCAAAACGUACAGAAAGUCUAUAUUUACCCCCAAAACCAGUGAUACCUUUAUCUUCAGCCACUGCUGCCACUGCAGCCACUAAGAAACUAAAGAGCGUUCCUAUUAAUGUUACGCUACAGCGUAAGAAAUCAUUGCCCGAUUUCCAAGAACUGCCACGUGCCACUGAAGCUAUGAGUCGCGAGGAGGUAUCUGCUUUAGGCUCAGCUAGACGCGAAGCGGUACGCCGCCAAAUCGAGAUGAAUGAAAGGCUCAAAGGCAAUCCCUUAUUAUACCUCGUAAGUCCGCAAGUAAAGGAUUGGUUCUCACGACAACAGCUGAUGCUCUUGGUGCUUUUUGUGAACAUUGUGUUGGGAAUAUUGUUUUUUAAAUUGUUGACAUAGCGAAAAAUUGUGUACAUUUUUCAAUUUGUGUAAAUUUAAUUAUGUGUAUGCAUAAAUUUGGACAAAGGAACUCUUAUGCGCAGCAAUUGAGAAUGCUUAUAAAGAGAUCCUUUACACAUAUACGCUAAGUAUAUCCAUUUGAAAUUUUAUUCAUAUAUAUAUAUAUAUAUAUAUAUAUAUGUAUAUAUAUCGUAUAUAUAUAUAUAUAUCGUAAACAUUAUAUUUUGUACUAAAUUUCCAUUUAAUCGUUUUUAGAGUGCAUUUGCAGCAAAACAAAAAAAAAGUAGCAAAAAAAAAAAAAAAAAAA